Molecule: messenger RNA, 1110 nt
Organism: Alternaria incomplexa
Lineage: Eukaryota; Fungi; Ascomycota; Dothideomycetes; Pleosporales; Pleosporaceae
Exons: 6
Coding region: 1-1110 (369 amino acids)
Molecular function (GO): protein binding
Source: RefSeq, a predicted model, not a curated record
AUGGAUUUCAGCAUGUGGACCUACGAUGUUCUUCUCAACCAAUGGAAUACUACUGAAACAAUUGGCGAAAAGAACCCGCAACGAGUAUCGUAUGGCGCAGGAACGCAAGUCGAAAGUCGUGGGCUGGGAUUCUACUUUGGCGGCUGGCUCAGCAACAAAACAACACCCGGUUGGACUGGACCCCCAAUGGCUACGACCGGUCUGAUGCGAUUUGACAUGUCUACCGGCGACUUACAGAAUACAACCGGUCCAGAUGAUAUUGGGAGAGCUGAAGGACAACUAGUAUUUCUACCUGUCUCAGAUAGCGGUGUGCUUGUUUAUUUCGGUGGCAUCGAAGACUCGUACCGCAACGGUAGCUUUGACGCAGCAAACAUGAGUACCAUACAUGUCUACGAUAUGGCUUCAUCGAAAUGGUAUACACAGACUGCUUCCGGCGAUAUACCUGACACCCGGAGGCAAUUCUGUGCUGAUGUCACCUGGCCCGAUGACCAGUCGUCUUUCAACAUAUACCUGUAUGGUGGACACGGCUUCGAAAAAGCAGCAGCGUACGACGACGUCUACAUCCUAUCGCUUCCAUCAUUCACAUGGAUCAAGGUCUUCAGCAGUGAUGACGUUCCCUCUCAAGUUGGUCACGGCGGUUGUAGCGCAAACGUCGUCAACCAUGCGCAGAUGUUAGUCAUAGGCGGCUGGUUUCCCCUCUACGACAAAUGCGAUGCACCCGAGGGACAAGGACAACACAACAUGGUUUUAGGAUACAACGGUGGAGACUCGAAGCUUUGGGACAAGUUUAGCCCUCAGCUAGACGACUACGUAGUACCUUCACCUAUUAUUGCCGCAGUUGGAGGCGGCAAGAUCGGCAACUCGCUCUCUUCCCUCAGCUACAGAGUCAGCAUCUGGUGGAAGCUCAAAGAAGUCAAACCCACGAAUACAACUCGCCCUACUCGGCUCAAGGCCCUCCCUCGUACGGUCACGCUCCCCCAUACAUAUCUCCUGUUGAAGGGGGGCACACAGGUCGGUCACCACCUGGAGAGCAAUUCUUUACCGACGACGUUCGCAACUCUCCGCCAGGUCCUUGGAGCACCCAGGUUCAAUAUCCUCAUUCUGCACUGA